AUGUACAAACGGAGUCUGAAGCAUGCAUCAGUCGUGCCUCAGCCUACGACUACUACUACUUCCGUUCCUGUCGGUGCCGACGACGAUGAGCCCCCUAGUCCGCAUUCAUCCGCUCGGACGUCUCAAGUAGAGCAUAGUAAUGUGGAUGGAGGUCCGGUGGGCAAUGAUGCCGGCCAAGUGGGAAGCGUUUUGUCAUUUGGACGUGAGAGGAAGAAAGAAACGACCGAUCCAGAAAAGCAAGAGGAAGUUCGACCUGCAACUGAGCAAGCCCUUGUGAGCGGUGAGAGGGCAGUGCUAAGGAAAACAGGAAGACUGCGUACAUUGUUUACUCCACGCCAUCCUGUCGGUCCGUCACCAACGUACCGCGCAUCAGCCAAAGCCACGCUCAAGUACACUCCGUUGAACAUAUUUCUUCUAUGCGUACCCACCUCCUGGAUAUUACAUUACACACACCAAUCGCCCGUCGUUAUCUUCGUCUUUGCCGGACUUGGAAUACUACCUCUUGCAGCACUGCUCGGUCUCGGCACCGAACAAAUUGCACUACGCACGAGCCAGAGUAUUGGUGGAUUGCUCAACGCGACGCUAGGAAAUGUCAUCGAGCUCAUCGUUGCAGCUAUCGCGCUUUCCCACUGCGACCUCAAUCUGGUGCAGAGUUCACUUCUUGGAGGUCUCCUUAGUAAUCUAUUACUUGUCCUUGGCAUGGCAUUCGCUGCUGGAGGUUUCCGGUUCCACCAGCAGGAAUUCCAGCCCAUCGUCGCACAGCUUAACUUGACACUUAUGACACUAUCGGUUAUUACGCUACUUGUGCCCGCGGCGUUUCAUGAGUUCCUAAGCGAAAGGCUGCAGAUGGGUGAAGAAGGGCAGAUAUUACUGCAACUGAGUCGAGGUACUUCGGUGAUAUUACUAUUGAUAUACAUCGCGUAUCUUUUCUUCCAGUUCUAUUCGCACUCCCAUUUGUUUGUGGACACUGUGCAGCAACCUACCUCGCGUCGUUCCUCCGCAUCUUCGUCCAGCGUGGGCACUGGCUCUAUUGUCGAUCCAGUGCUCCCUCCACCCGUGACUUCCAGUCUGGAUCACAUUGAGAAACCGCGCCUCAAUGUCCCAUUUGCGUUAGGUUUGCUCGUGGCUAUUACAGCUCUCGCAUACCUCACAGCCGAGUUCCUCGUCGACGCACUGGAUGAGGUCGCAGCUUCCGCUCCCUUCUCGAAGGAAUUCCUUACGUUAAUCAUCAUCCCCAUCAUCUCGAAUGCAGCGGAGCAUACAACUGCUGUUGUCGUUGCUAGCAAAGGGAAGUUUGACCUCGCGUUGGGCGUUGCUGUUGGGAGCUGUAUUCAGAUCGCCUUGUUCGUUAUACCGGUUUUGGUCCUCGUAGCGUGGUGCGUUGGUAAACCGCUGUCUUUAGUGUUCGACCCAUUGGAAACGUUGUGUCUUUUCUUCUCUGUGCUGCUGGUCAAGUUCUCUGUUGAGGAUGGGAAAGCGCAUUGGAUGAGUGGUGUCGUUCUAGUCGCGGUUUACAUCGUCAUUGCACUUUCAUUCUGGAACUUCCCUGAUAACUUGGGUAACGAUAUCGGUCUCGUCUGUGCUUAGACUGAUUAUUUUCGUCGAUUGGACUUUUCUCGAUGAUUGUUUUUCCUGUCUAUGAAUAAUAUAGCGUCUGUAACGCCACGCAUGCGUUAUUUUUACUGUACAGUGUACAUGUAUAACUCACGAGAAAGAAUGUAUAUUGACAUGG
This is a messenger RNA of Fomitiporia mediterranea MF3/22, 1732 nucleotides long. Its product is annotated as calcium/proton exchanger. Gene Ontology annotation, biological process: intracellular calcium ion homeostasis; calcium ion transmembrane transport. Gene Ontology annotation, cellular component: fungal-type vacuole membrane. The transcript is spliced from 4 exons. Gene Ontology annotation, molecular function: calcium:proton antiporter activity. The record is from RefSeq and is a predicted model, not a curated record. Lineage: Eukaryota; Fungi; Basidiomycota; Agaricomycetes; Hymenochaetales; Hymenochaetaceae. The coding region runs from base 1 to 1587 and encodes 528 amino acids.